This is a messenger RNA of Mycosarcoma maydis (corn smut), 4080 nucleotides long. RefSeq lists its product as uncharacterized. Lineage: Eukaryota; Fungi; Basidiomycota; Ustilaginomycetes; Ustilaginales. The transcript has a single exon. The record is from RefSeq and is a predicted model, not a curated record. The coding region runs from base 1 to 4080 and encodes 1359 amino acids. Gene Ontology annotation, molecular function: RNA binding.
AUGCAGGCUCGUUUUGACGGUCAAGGUGCCAGCUUACCCAAUGCAUCACCUUCAACACCAGCAUCUGCAUCAACGUCGACAUCGGCGUUAGCAUCUCAGUCCUCGUAUUUCUCCAGAAGAGCGAUCCAGCUUCAGACCCCGGAGGACGCCUUUAGAUCUCCACCUGCAUAUCGUACCGCCAGCAUCGCAAAUGACUCGGAUCCCAUCGUCGAACCUGCACAGAGCAGUCGCUCCAACCGUGGUGGCAGGGCUCGUGCCGGCACCUUGCCAUCUAGCUGGGGCGAUGCAGCUCCCAUCAUUCAACAACCCUCUCCGAUAGAUCGUCCGCCGCUGCUUGCACAUCUCUCGCAUGGCUCUGGUUCAAAUUCCAAGAGUGACGCCUUGCUCGACCUUGCGAGCCGAGGCGCUCUCCCACAAAUCUCAGCUGCUAGUGAUCCUGCUCACUUUGACCCUGCUCUGACAGUGUCCUGCUCAUCACAACGUCUCCGCUCCGGAUCACUCACUCUCCCAACUGCCAACCUUGCCAAUGCCUUUGGUCCGUCCUUCUUCUCUUCCAACUGGCAACCCACACGCUCUGGUUUAAGCACCAUGACAUCCGCUGCUACCGAAGACGAUUCCAACUCUCCAUCUCAAACAAACGAUACCGCAGAUCCCCGCUUUUCCUUCGGCAACACAGAUACGCUCGACUAUCUCGGUCUCAGCGGCGCGGACCGUCGCGAGCCAAAUAAUCAUGUUGCCGCCAAUGCAAACGAAGCUCUGAGCCAUAAUUCUGACACCGAUCGUGGCUUUGUAGAUGCAGAUGCUUACCUGGCUUCGGUGCAACUGCGCAACCGCUCAUCCACGCUCGGUGUUCAUCAGCUCCGACCCCGGCUCAACAACGGUGACGGCCGUGCACGCAGCAACAGCUACCUCACCUCUUUUGCAUUUAGCACAGCUCCAACAGCCAGCGAGUCUGCCCCUCACUCGACCAGCAACUCCGUCGGCCUCCAUUCUGGCCACGUCUCUGGCUCGCAAAGUCCGUACGCUGCCAACGCGCCGCAAUCAUCGCUCCUCAACACGGCCCUGCAAAACCGGCUCCACCAAUACAGUGCUGCCACCUCGUCUCCAUCUUCUGAUUUUAGCAACCGUGCGUCUGCAAAUGCUUCCAGACCAAGAGCUACCAGCAUGGGUGUGCUCGAUCAACCACAUUCCCGCGCCCCUGCGCUGGACCACUACCUUGCCACUCCGUCUGCUGUACAGACUGGUCUCGAAUCGAGUCUCACGCCACCAGCGGUGCUAAGCCAUCAUCGCAACCGUCAAGUAGCUUCAGCGGCGUUGGCUUCAGGGUCCAGAGCUGACUUGUACAGCGACCUUUCUGCUCUCUUCGCCGGUGGACGUAACCGUGCUGGCACCAUCGCCGCCUUUUCGGGUCCCGGAGGCCGUGCUCGAGCCGAACAAGAGCUGUUGCGCAUGACGCAGAUGCAGUACGAUGCCUCGCUUACACGAGAAAGCAAAUCUCGCCCAAGCUCUUCGAGUGCCAACGAAGCACUCGCCAACAUCGACAUGUAUUCAUCCGCCCGACCACAACAGCAAAGGGCAGCAGCUCAAAGAUCAGGCGCUAACUCUCCGUUCGUUCAGCCAACACGUACAUUGUGGAUCGGUCACCUUCGACCGACAGUCACGAGCUCAGACCUCGUGCACAUCUUUUCACGCUACGGCUCUAUCGAGACUGUUCGACUUGUGCCUGAAAAGAGCUGCGCCUUUAUCAACUACGCCGACCUCGCAGAUGCCGUUCGCGCCAGAGAAGACGUCUUUGGGCGCAUGAACGGGCGCCUAGGUCUCGGCACAAUCGGACCAGAAGGCCAGGUGCGUGUCGGCUUCGGAAAGCCCGAAUCGUUGCCCCAAGCAGGCUUCGGGCUCUUUGCGACAGCAUCCGACACCACUGGAGCACCACUUGACGCGUACACCAGCGAAGUGGUCGGAACAGAGGGCGGAAAUCAGGAGCCAUCGCGCGCGCUCUGGAUCGGGUCGAUACCUUCCUCCACGUCCAUCGAGACUCUGAUCUCGAUCUUUGCGCCAUUUGGCCCUAUCGAGAGCGUUCGCGUCCUGGCAAGCAAGAGUUGCGCAUUCAUCAACUAUGAGCGCCUCGAUGACGCCAUGGUGGCGCGCCAGACACUCCAUGGCCGUGAUGUUCUUGGCGCCGAGCUGGGCCCGGUGAGAAUCGGCUUCGCCAAGGUGCCAGCGAAUGCCUCGGACAGCCAUUAUGGCUCGCUCGAUUCUGGCUCGGCCGAAUUCCAAGCAGCAAUCGAGGCAUUAUCUGCUCUGGCGGGAGCUGCUCCCGGUGCAUCCUUGGAUUCAAAGAUGAUCAGCGGACUCGAAGAGCUGCGUUACGCUUCCACCUUUGAUGCUUCGUCACGGCAACACUUGGCGCCAAAUGCGCUUGGUUCUCACGGACUGGCUCGCGAUCUCAGCGCUGAUUCUGCUCGACUCGUAUCGUCAGGUGCGACCGGUCGAGCUACCGGAUUUCCAACACACAGCUCAUCUAACAGCAUCGUUCCAAGCAGCGACAAGGGCGGUGUUCCUCUACCAGCCGCAAUGAAGCCCAAGCCAACGAUCAAUGAUCUGCAAUCGCUGAUGCGGGAGCUCGACGAGCUCGAUCCGAAUGUUGAAGCCGACGUCGCACAGAUCGCUCGACCGAGACCGCUCGGCACCUAUUUUACACGCAUUCCAUCAGUGCCAGAGCUGCCUCCGAGCAAACGCUUCGACAACAACAGGCUCAAAGAAGUGCGCAAGCGUCUCGAGACUCCCAGCUGCCUUGCAUCCGACGCAGAUGCUAUCGCUCGUGACUAUCUGCCCUGCGUCGUCGAUCUCUCGUCGGACUUUAUUGGCAACACGCUGGUCCAGAAAUUCUUCGAACGAUGCAGUGAGCCCAUGAAGAAGACAAUGCUCACACUCAUCGCGCCGCAUUUAGCCAUGAUCGGCGUCCAUAAGAACGGCACAUGGGCGGCUCAAAAGAUCAUUGAUUGCACGCACGCUGACGACCAACGAGUCAUGAUUGUACAGCAUAUUCGACCGUACGUGCCACCAUUGCUGCUGGACCAAUUCGGCAAUUAUGUGGUGCAGAGGCUCAUUCCGUUUGGCAGUCCGCACAGCGACUUUAUCUUCGAAGCCAUGGUGGACAGAUGCUGGGAAGUUGCGCAGGGUCGAUUUGGGUCUCGGAGCAUGCGGACAUGUCUGGAAUCAUCUGCAGUGCACAAGUUUCACAUCAAGCAGGUGGCGCUUGCGAUCGUGCUCAAUUCGGUUCCGCUGACAACGAGUCAGAAUGGAACUCUGUUGGUGACUUGGCUGUUGGACGCAUCGUCUCUACCGGGUAGAUUUCGAUUGCUUGCGCCUCGACUGGCACCUCAUCUGGCAAAUCUGUGCACGCACAAGCUCGCCUCACAGACGGUGCUCCGGAUCAUCAGUCAGAAGGAGGAUCCAGAUGCCUCGAGGCAGUUGCUUGGUGUUCUGUUCGGAGGUGAGAGGUUGCAGUUGCUGGAAGAGAUUCUCGUCGAUCAGGUGCACGGAAGUCAGUUUGUCACAAAAUUGUUUGCAGAGGCAAACGCGUUGCAGGGAACGGAAAGGCAGAGAUGCGGAGACGAGGUCAAGGCACUGUUGUUAAAGCACGGAUUGGUCAACAUGCCUCCGUACCGACCGUUGGCCAUUGAAAUGGGGCUGGUUGCUUCCAUGACGCCUAACAGCGGACCUGGAACGCCUUACAGUCAAACAGGUCUGAACAGCAGCGUUCCAAGUGCCUAUGACACCACUGGGCUAGAGAGACAAAUGGGAAUGAUGAAUGUCGGUACCUUGGCCACCGAGGGUUCAGCAAUGCGCUCAACUAGAAGGCAGCUAGAGACCGACUUGGACGCCUGGUCGCAGCCAUCUACGGCGACUGCCCAGGACUCCACUCACGAUCCAUACAACGCUGUCCAUACUCACCAUUAUCAGACGCAACAGCUCGCUCAAGCACAGCAUCAACAGCAUUCGCAACGUCAGCAACAAGCACCACGACAGCAUUCACAACAGCCGAGAUCCUUGCAUAGCUUCAGAGCCUACUUUUAA